Molecule: messenger RNA, 709 nt
Organism: Physeter macrocephalus (sperm whale)
Lineage: Eukaryota; Metazoa; Chordata; Mammalia; Artiodactyla; Physeteridae
Gene: SULT2B1
Product: sulfotransferase family 2B member 1
Exons: 4
Biological process (GO): sulfation
Cellular component (GO): cytoplasm
Molecular function (GO): sulfotransferase activity
Source: RefSeq, a predicted model, not a curated record
GAUCAGAAGAGAGAGGUCUCGAGGGCGCGAAACCUCGGGGUCUGACAUCUUCUCCCCUCUUCCCAACACCCACACACAGGUGAUCUACGUGGGCCGGAACCCCCGGGACGUGGUGGUCUCGCUCUAUCACUACUCCAAGAUCGCCAGGCAGUUGAAGGACCCUGGCACGCCUGACCAGUUCCUGAAGAACUUCCUCAAAGGCGAAGUGCAGUUCGGCUCCUGGUUCGACCACAUUAAGGGCUGGAUUCGGAUGCAGGGCAAAGAGAACUUCUUGUUUAUCACCUACGAGGAGCUGCAGCAGGACCUCCACAGUUCCGUGCAGCGCAUCUGCCAGUUCCUGGGCCGGCUGCUGGACGAGGAGGCGCUGGAGUCCGUCGUGGCGCACUCGGCCUUCAAAGCCAUGAAGGCCAACACCAUGUCCAACUUCUCCCUGCUGCCCCCCAGCCUGCUGGACCAGAGCCAUGGUGCCUUCCUCCGGAAAGGGAUCUGCGGUGACUGGAAGAACCACUUCACGGUGGCGCAGAGCGAAGCCUUCGACCGAGUCUACCGCGAGCGGAUGCGGGGGCUGCCGACCUUCCCCUGGGACGUGGACCCCGAGGACGCCGGUCCGGACCCCGACCCCCGUCCCGACCCAAGUCCCAGCCCAGACCAGGCCUCCGAGCCACCGCACCCGUGACCCUGAGAAUAAACGCAUCGCUACUGCCCCGGC